Acanthoscelides obtectus is the source of this 305-nucleotide messenger RNA. Lineage: Eukaryota; Metazoa; Arthropoda; Insecta; Coleoptera; Chrysomelidae. The record is from the annotation of a GenBank genome assembly.
AUGAAUCGAACGCAGAAGCAUAAUCUUGCAAAUAAUGUUGACAACAAGUUACAAUCAAGCUGUUCCAUUGAUGAAGGUAGUUUGGUACGAAUGCACAGAAGUACACAGGACGCUGUCCAUUAUGCCUUAAACUCUGGUCAACACCCACAGCAUUGCAGGUAUCCGGGUACAUUUUCUGUUUUCGGUGUAUUUUAAGGCAUUUAAAUGAAUAUCAAAAGUGCCCUAUCACCAAUUUACCUGCAAAACAACUAGACAUUGUGAGACUUUAUACGUAACGGUAGUAAUAAAAGGGAAUUACGAAAAAA